Messenger RNA from Arabis nemorensis, 384 nucleotides. NCBI's taxonomy places the organism in Eukaryota, Viridiplantae, Streptophyta, Magnoliopsida, Brassicales, Brassicaceae. The record is from the annotation of a GenBank genome assembly.
AUGGCUAUGAGAGGGAGAAGACAUUCCAAGAGAAGCAAGAGAAGACAAUCCAACCCGUCGGAGGAUGAGAUGGUGGUGUUGUUAAUUGGAGGCGAUGCUGAUUACCAUGAGAGGUUAAGUAAACUGAAGCGUCUGGGAGUUCCAGUGUUACUGAUACUGAUAUCUUCAACUGACUCUUGUUCAAAUGAUUAUGACAAGUGGACUUUUCUCGAAUGGAAAGAUCUCCUAAUCCAUGGAGUAGAUACGAAUGGAGAAGAUACGGCCAUGUGGAAGUAUCAAAAUAAAUGGAAGGAAUGCAAGGGCAAGAAAAACGAAAUAUACACAUGUGAAACGGGAGAUAGCUCAUAUGAUGGGGAAUCCGAUGAUAUGUCAGUGGUGAGUUAA